AUGGAAAGUAAGCAAAAUAACUUCACAAAAGUUAAGAAAUUAAAUGCACCCACGAGCACCGACUUUGAAGAAUGGCCAACUGAUGCAGUCUGUGAUUUUCUUCGACAAUUGGGUCUAGACUAUUGUCUUGCUGCUGCCAGAAGUUGGAUCAAGACAGGUGCUGAUCUUAUCAAUGCCAACAACGUUCAAAUCCAACAGAACCUGGGUCCUUUAAAGCCACUUCACCUGAAGAAACUCCUUAUCCACGUCAGUCUUCGCACAACUCAAGAUUUAAUGUCAACUCGGGAUACGGCUUUCCUACCCAGCAUUAACCCCCAUCCGGACUUCAAUGUUUGUGGUAAGGUGGUAGGCUUUGUAAUCGAUGAAUGUAAACACUGUUUGUUGAGGACUUAUUAUGAGCAGACGAAUGCUAGUUACCACUUUAACUAA
Molecule: messenger RNA, 429 nt
Organism: Rodentolepis nana
Lineage: Eukaryota; Metazoa; Platyhelminthes; Cestoda; Cyclophyllidea; Hymenolepididae
Source: the annotation of a GenBank genome assembly